Fonticula alba is the source of this 11602-nucleotide messenger RNA. RefSeq lists its product as hypothetical. The transcript has a single exon. The record is from RefSeq and is a predicted model, not a curated record. Bases 3630 to 6620 code for a protein of 996 amino acids. Lineage: Eukaryota; Rotosphaerida; Fonticulaceae.
GGGAGACUCACAGUGUGUUUGGCGUGGUCCGGGCAAGGGGGCGCGCAUGAAGGCACGAGGAUGCAUGGGGGAGUUGUGUUGACAUGUAUUUCCUGGCCACAAGAGGACGCCGCUGGCCAGGGGGAGCAGAACUAGCCGAAGAGGAAGGCGCCGCCAGGGUGGUGGCCCACAUUGGUGGCGCCCCCGCCGGCGGCCGCCGGCCACUUGACGGCCGGGGCCGAGUCGAAAUAGAUCAGCUCCUCGAUGCCGGGGUAAUUCUCGAUGAUGGCAAUCAGCAGGCCCUCCAGACGCGAGGGGACCGCCCGGGUGGGCGACACACAGGCCAGGCCCACCCGGAGCAGCAACAGCGGCGAGGCCGACCGGGCCUCGGACAGCACGAGCAGCAGGUUGUGUGCCAGCUCCACCGGCAGGGUGCCGGCGGCGGCGGCGGCCGAUGCGGCGAAGGCCGCACUGGCGCCAGCCCCACCGGUGCUCGAAGCCCCGGCCCCGGUCGAAGCACUGCCCCCGGAGAAGGCAUUGCUCAGGGACGAGGCCAGGCCGAUGGAGGCCAAGGGCGAGGAGGAUAGCAGCGCGCUCGAGGACCGGAGCAAGUUGACGGGGAGAGGGGCCGCCGCGGCGAGCCCGGCCCCGGCCGGCGAACUGAAGCCCCCGGCGCCGGGGCCGGCCCCGGACCCGGAGCCCCCGCCCCCACCACCAGCCCCGGGGGUCACCCCGAGGGCCGCGAAUUCCGAGCUGGCGAUGUCCAGCCCCAGCAGGCCGAGCAGGAUGUUGAUGUGGGCGCCGCACACCGGCCGAGUGACCAGAUCCGCCAGGCCGAAGGCCUCGAACACCAGGAACACCAGCCAUUCGUAGAACACCGGCGGCGGGGCGUAAUGCUGGAGGAAGACAUCGUGCACGGCAACCUGGCCACACGCCACCGCCGCCACGGCCAGUGCCUCGAUCCAACCGCCCCAGCGCUGCAAGACCGCCAGGGCCUCGGGCUGGGCCAGGGCCCGCGGGACCUGUGCCACAUCCAGACCCAGGGCAGCCAGGGCCACCGCCGGCGAGGGCGAACCGCCAGCCGGGCCCGGGCCACUGCCAGCCGAUUCCGGCGCCGCAUCCAGCCCAUACGCCUCGAGGACGGUUUGCACAUCGGCAAAGGUGCCCUGGCAGAAGGCCGCCAAACGGCACAGCCAGCCGCCGCUGUAGGGGGCGUCGACCGGCAGGGGACCCGGCCCGGUGGCCAGCCCGGCCGCCGAAGCGGCCAGUCCCAGCAGGCCGAGAUCCGGCUGCCGAAGCUGCAGCGCCACGAGGCGCGCCCAGGCCGCCGUCGCCCGGGCCCGGACCACGUCCCCACUCCGGGCGUACGAUACCCCGGCGUCGAUGUACAGAUGCAUGGCUUGGAGAAGCUGCUGCACACAGGCCCCGGUGAGCCCGGGCCCCGGGAGCUCGGCGCCCAUGCGCGCCCGCAAAUCCCCACCCCGGGCAGUGAGGAGCUCGAAGAAGUCCCGCCGGGUGGCAAACUCCGCGCGGAAUUGCGUCCGCAGGGGGGCCCCCGGGCCGCCGGUCGGGGGGGUGGCCGUGCCGGCGGGCCCCGCGGCCCCGGCCCCGGCCCCGGCCCCGGCACCCGACCGCCGGCCACCGGCCAACGACGAUGCCAGGGAGGAGGCCAGCUCCGAGUCACGCCGAGCCCCAGACCCGGCGAUGGGCCGCGCGCCGGAGUCCCCGGAAUCAUUGAUCGGCGCAUCGCCAGCCAUGAAAGACAAGGCCGAGGACAGCCCCGGAGCAGGGCCAGGACCGUGGCCAGCCCCGCCGGGUCCCAGAGCCCCGGAGGUGGAGGCCACAUCGCCGAUGGCCAGGACCUGGCGCACGCGCCCAUCGGCAUCCCCCCGGAGGAGGUCCCCAUUUUCCCGGAACAUGCCGAAGGCCAGGAACACCAUCUGCAAGCGCUCCCGGCGGGACUGCGCAUCGGCCGCAUACUCCUGCGGGGUGGGCUGCGGCGGGAGCGACGCGCUCGGGCGCAGCAAAUACGCAUGCAGAGCCCGGCGAAGCUCCCCAUGACGCGACCGGCCUCCAUGGGCCCGGCGCAGCAGGAGCUCGAAGGAAUCAUGCACCGACAGGCAGUCCAGGAUGAAGGUCAUGUCGGCAUACCGGCCGACCCCGGUCAGCAGGCGCACCAACAGGGGCAACUCCAAUGCCGGGACAUAUGCCUGCUCCACGCGGCUGCGGACCAGGCGCAGCACACGCGCCUCGCCCCCGGCGUCCGACGCCCGGCGGAAGGCCUCAUGCGCCCGGACCAGCAGCUCCACUUCGGUGAUGUGCAGGGCCGCCGAGGGGGACGGCUCGGCGGCCAGGCCGCUGGUCGCCACCGGCGCCAGCAGGUCUCCCACCAGGCCGUCCGGCCGGUCGACCAGCCCGCACAGGGUGUGGCCCAGCAGCGAGGCCGAGGAGGCCGCAUCGGCGGCCGUAUCGAUGGCCAGCGGCCCGGCAGAGGCCGACCCCCCGGCCAUGGCCGAGCCCGACUGCGACCCUGCCGACCCGGCAAAGGACCCGGCCCCUGUGCCCAGUGAGCCGACGGCCGCCGCGGCCGCCGGCAGCAGAGUCGACAGGAAGUCAUCCGUCGACCAGGCGGCAUCCAGCAGCGGGCGGUCAUCGGCCGGCAGCCGGGCCGGCAAUUCGCUCAGCUGUCGGCCAGCGGCCAGCGUAGCGUGGUGAACCGCCGGCGCGCCGGCCAUGGACGAAUCGGCGGUCGAGCGGAGCUGCGCCGCGGCGGCCGUGGCCUCGUCCUCGACGUCCGCCGGGCCGAGGCUCAGCCGGCCGCUACGGAGCGUGUCCACCAGGGCCCGACGACCGGGCCCGGCAUACCGGUUGACCGCCACCAGGACCGCAUGGCCGAAGGCCCGGGCGACCGCCGUCACCAGGGCCGGCCGGGAAACCGCAUGCGAGAAGGCAAAGGCCUGGGCCACUUGCAGCAGCCCGGCCGCCAGCAGGCGCUGCCCGCGGAAUUCAUACUGCUGCCACUGGGCCCGGAACCGGGCAUGCUCGGCGAGUGACUGGUCUUCCGACAGGCCAGGCCCGGCGGCCGGGGCCACGGAGCGUAGGUCCGGCGCGGCCGCCCGCAGGCGCACCCGCAGCAGGCGCUCCAGCGUCCCGGCCACCGGGGCCGCAGCCACCGCCUCAUACGAGCACUCCGCCCCGGCGGCCGGAUGCUCGUACAACGGCGAGAGCAGUGCCACCGAUGCCCGCUCCGGGCUGAGCCCCGAUUCCCGGUGCACCUGGCUCAGCAGGCGCGCCGCACAGGCAUCCGCCAGGAUGGCCCGCAGGGCCGCCCGCGCGCAGCGCACCAGCACGGCCAAAUGCGCGAACCAGUCGCGACAGGCCACACCAAGCGGAUCGGCCGACAUGCCGGGCCCGGGCCCGGCCACCGCCUGAUCUGACAGCCCCGGCCGGAGGAUGAAGGCGGUGAGGAUCUGCCAGAUCGGGUCAUUGGCCAGGGCCGUGCGAACAGAGGCGGCUGCCGCCGCGGCCGCAGCCGGGCCACCGGCCCCCGUCAGGUCGAAGGAGGAGUCGAGCCCCUCCAGCUGCGAGGGCCCGGUCAGCCCCGCUGACAGGGCCUCCAGCAGAUAAUCCCCGGCAUCCGCCUGCGACACAUGCGAAUGGUGGGCCUCGUACUCGGAGUCGUUGUCCGAGUCGUCAUCAUCAUCGUCAUCCUCCUCCGCCUCCUCGCUGCCGUUGCCAUGACCAGCACCGUGUCCAGCGCCCCCGUGCAUGUGGUCGAAGCUGGAGGAGGGGCCACCGCCCCGCGCGAGAGCCUCGCCCGAGGGCGAGCCCAAGCCAAGAGACCCGUCGUGCAGAUCCCCAGACAGGACGGCACUCAGGCUGCCCGUGAGCAGGGAGGAAGACAGGGCCGAGGACAGGAGGCCAGCCGUGAUGCUGACCGCUGCCGAGGCCGGUGCCGAGGCCAGCGGACUGCGGAUGGGCACCGGCGUGCCGCCGACCGCCGUGGGGGUGCUGCCGGGCGUGAUGUCGGCCGCAUUCCGCGGGCUGGCCGGAACCGACACCUUGGGCCCCGACUCGGGGGAUGCCUCACGGCGAAGCAGCCCCAGGAACUGGCUGAGGAAGCGCUGACGCGCGCCCGGGAGAGGAUCCCCCGGCGCGGGGGCCGCGGUCGGCGAGGCCAACGACCCGGCCACAUAGCGAUCGGCCACCAGCGACGCCUGGUACAGGAUGGCGAUGUCCCGCGACAGGUAGCCCGCAUGGCGGGGCCCGAAAAGCAGGGCCAAUUGGGCCGCCUGGACCAGGGCUCCCCCAUCCAGCUGCCGCCCAAUGGCCCGGCGGAUGGACGACCGCUCCAGCCGCGUCAGCGAAAUGUCCUCAUCGCACCAGGCCGGCAGGUCCAGGCCGCCCGGGGCCAGGAGAUCGGUGAAGCUGGCCGCCGUCCAGGGCACCCGGGCGGUGCCGAGCCCGACGGCCGGCCGGCCCGCGGCCAGACCCGUCAGCUGGCUGAGGGUCUUGCCGAGGGCCAGACGCACAUCACCCAGGCCGAAGGGGGCGGUCGAGGGGUCGGGCGAGCCGAUGGCCGCAUCGGCCCCAGCCGUCAGAUCGGCCCCCGGCCCGGUGCCGAGGCUGGCUCGCAGGCUGGGAUGCUCCUCGCGGGCUUGGUCCACGGCCCGCAGGGCGGCCAGGAUGACCCGGCGCUGGAGGGCAUGCGCGAAGCUGUGGCCCGCCGCCGUGCCCAGAUCCAAGCACGUGUGCGGCGAGAUGGCCACCGAUUCCUGGAGCAGCCCGGGCCCGGCGGCUGGCAGGCGCGCCAGCUCCAGGAAGACCCCGGGCAGAAGGCGCGGCACGGCCGCCAGCCAGUGGUACGCCCGGGCCAGGAGGGCCGCAUGCUCGGCCGCGCCCUCGGCAUUCUCCACGCCACAGGACACCGAGUGGGCAGCCAGCUGCCGGAGGAAGAAGGCCCCGACGGCCAGAGCCGCCCGGGCCCGGGACAGGUGCGGCGACAGGGGGGGCGAAGUUUGCUCCGGGUCGAAGAGUCGCACGCGGAGACGCGCAUCGCACCGCUCCCACAGCGACCGACGCAAGGCCGGCGAGGACCAGAGGACCGCCACCUCCGGGUCAUCGGACUCCGGGUGGUAUGCAUGGUGCUCCAGGGCCGGCGGCACGGGAGGACCCCCGGCACCCGGCAGAUGGUGCUCCCCCAAUGUGGAGGGGCCCCCGAGCAGGGUGGCGGUGCUGGCUUCCGGCGAGUGGGACAGGCCGCGCAAGGCCGCCGCCCCGGAGGGCCGCAUGGCACCGCUGACAAUCGUGGCGCCGGACCCCGCGCGAACCGGCAGCAGGGCCGCCUGGUCGAGGGCCGCCCGGGCGAAGCCCACCACGGCCGAGCCAGCAAGUCGCGGCUCGCGACACGCAUAGAUGGAUGCCUCGCACUCGGCGAUGGCCAGGCUGGCACGCAUGGUCAGGCUGCAGCCGCCGAGGCGCGCGCAAUCCAACGCGGCCAGAUGCUCCCCGGCCGCCGAGAGGGCCAGCGCGCAGGCGGUCGGCGAAACGGCCGCCACCGGCAGUGUGGCAUCCGGCAGGACGAUGUCGGCCGCGGCCAGCAGCCGCAGGGCCGCCAGCUGUCGGCCAUACCGGCCCAGGCGAGCGGCCCCCGCCGAUGGGGUGCCACUGCUAUCGCGACAGGCCCGCGCAAAGCGGCUCCCCUGGCCCGAAGCCAGGGUGCUGGUCAGCAGGAAGGCGUCCACAUCCGCGCGAAUGACCAUCUCCAGGACGGCGAUGCGCGCGCGGAGGGCGGCCCGGGCGGCGGCCAUGUCGGCUCCCGGGCGGCCGGCGAGCCCGGGCCCGGUGGCCGCGGCGGCCGCCAUGACGGCCGCCCGCACGAGGACCCCAUCAACCACAUUGGCACAGGCGGCCCGCAGCCAGCCGAUGCUCAAGGUCUGCCGGUAGACCGGGUCACUCGGGUGGCCGGCCCCACCGGAACCGCGAGAGGCCACGGUGCUGGUCGACUGGACCAGCAGCGCCGACAGCGACACCUCGACGAAUUUGUUGAGCGCCGCCACGGCCACGCCAGCCGGGGACAGGUCCCCGCCACAGGUGGCCGCCGCGGCGAAGGCGCUGAGCGCUCGCAGGGGGUGCUCCGGGGCGAGACGCGCGCAGGCCGCCGCCACGGCCGUCCCCACGCCCGACACCACGGCCAGCUGGGUGACAAGGCGCAAGUCCCGCGGAUGGCCGCCGCCCAGUCGCCCGGGUGGCAGGGUGGCCGCCGGCAAGGCCGCCCCGAUGAAGGCACAGAGCGCCGGCACCCGGCCGACCCGGUCCAGGCCGAACAUCGAGGCCGCCAGGAUGGCCAGAAUCGGCUCGCGAGAGGUCACCGCCGAGCGGAAGAUCGCCAGCCAGGGACGAUCCUCGGCCGGGCGGGACUGCCCACGAGCCAGGGCCGUGGCCCCGCCGGCGGCGGCCAGCAUGGAGGAGCUCCCGGCCCCCGGGGAGGUGGGCUCCUCGGCAUCCGCACGCAGGGCAAUCGCAUGCAUGAGAGCCGACACGACGGAUGUGGGAGCGUCGGCGGCCGCAGCCCGAGCCCCGGAGACAUUGGCCGAGUCGGGCGUUCCCUCGGCGGCCGGCUCCUCCUCCGACAGGAGUGACACCCCGGUCCCGGGCAGGCCAUAGGUCGACGGGCAAAGGGCCCACCGACAGCCCGGGCCCCCGAGACAGGGCGAAAAGUCGCCCAUCUGGCCGGCACCCAGGUCCGGGGCCUCGAGCAUCAUCAUCAUGUCCGGCAGGGCCAGCAAGUCCGAAUCGAAGCCCAGCGAGUCGAACCCAUGGCUCCCGGGCCCGGACAGGACAGACCCAUCACCGAGCACCGACUCGACCGAUGAGGAUCGAGCCCGGCCGCCGGGCCCGGAGCCCGAGGAACCCGACGGACCGGCCAUGCGGGACUCCUCAUCGGCGGCGCGCUCAUCCAGCAGCACGCGAUCCGUGUAAUCCCCAUCGACAUCGACGCAGGCCAGGGAUGGCCGGUCGGCCGGCGGGCUGCCGGGCACCGUGGCCGCGGCCGCAGCCAUCUGCUGGCCACACACACAUGCGGGCUGGUAGAACCAUGUAUCACAGGCGGGUGGCCCUGAGGCCGGGCCGCCAUUUGAGGACGGCCCGGAGAGCGUGCCACUCGGGGAGAUCAUGCCCGGGCUGUCGCCCAGGGAAUCCUCACGGAAGAGCGGCGACUCCAGGGCAUUGGCGCUGGCGCCGGGGCCGGCAUUGGCCGGCACACUGCGCAGCGCCCGCACACGGUCCGCCACCGACCCGCCGGGCAGUACUUGCGCCGCGCCGAAGCUCAGCGCAUCCAGGGCAUGCUCAAUGGCGCCGGUGCUGGCAGACCGCCCGCAGAUGGUCACCGCCGACAGGGCAUCCUCCUGCGACAGGGCCAGCGCAUCGGCGCAUGCCAGCAGCAUCAGCACACCGGCCACACCGUCCGCGGGGGACACCCGCCUGGCCAGGAAGGUCAGCAGGUCCCAUGCAGGCCCGGUCCCAUGGGCGGCGGCGAAGCCGGCCGCCAGGCGACAUGCCGCCACCUCGCGGAAGCCCUCCUCCCCGGCCACGGGACUGCGAUCGAAGAGACCCUCGGCCACCGGGGCCAGGAGCCCGGGGCCGGAUGGACCGGCCCCGGCCGCCGCCAGGCACAGGGCAUCCUGCAGCAGGAGGAAGACCGCUCGACCACUGGCCGCCAGGCCGCCGGAUACCAAGGCCAAGGACGCCGGCGCACGGCCCCCAGCCAGAUGGCCACCCAGCUCCGAUCGCAGGCCCCGGCCGAUGGCCAGGUCCAGGAGCAAGCGAACUGUGUGCUCGUGGGCGUGGCAUUGGCGAAGGGCGUCCAGCCGAUCCGUCGGGAGGAUGGUCGCCGCCGCCGCCGCCACCGCCGAAGACUCCUUCUCCAGCGCCUGGGCGGUGUAGAAUAGCAAACGGCCCACGCGCAAAUCCGAGCGCAAGUGUUGCAGAUACUCAUGGCAUGCUGCGCCGGCAUCGGGGAAGAGCCGUGGAAGCAGGCGCUCCAGUACCACAAGCCCCGAGGCCACGAUCAGCCGAUCGUCAAAGGCCCCCAGCAACAGCCGAUGCACCAGAUCCGCCAAGAGACGCAGGUAGGCCCCGGCCGUCGGGGCGCCGGACUGGAGCACAUGCUCGGCCAGCUGCACAGCACGCAGCGGCUGACCCACGCGCACAAAGUGCAGCGGGUCCAGCAAGGGCGCCUGGGCAAGGGCCCCUGCCUGGACCAGCUGCUGGAAGACAGCCCUGGAGAGUUGGAUGAAAUGCUGGUAUUCGGCCGCGCGGAUGGCCGUGCUCCGGCGAGCGGCCCCCGGCAGCAGGAGGUCCGACGAGCAUGCGCCGGCGACUCCCACCCCAGCCCCGGAGCCCGCGAGCCCCGGCCGGGGCAGGGCACGAAGCAGCAACGGCAAAAGUGUGCCACCUGCCUGCGCGCUGGUCAGCACCCCGGCCGGGGUUUGGCCAUGCGCCGACAGGGAAUACCACUCGCCAUGGCGCAGCCACUGAGCCAGGGGAGACAGCCCACUGGCGCCCGGCAAGGCCGCGCGGACCAGCUCCAACGGCAGGAGCUCCCCGGCCACAGCCUUCAGCCCGGCCACCAGGGUCUGUCGCGAUGAGGCAGCCUCGCGGCUUUCCGGACCCUCGAGCGAAUCCAGGCCAAGGGCCCGGCGCAGCAGGGGGUACGACACGAGGGCCGCGUGCAGGCGUCGCGGGUCCACUUGGGCUUCGGUGCCAACCGGGGCCCCGGCCGCGGUGCGCACCCCGCGCCCGCUCAGGACCAGCGGUCCCAGGGCCAGGAAUGGCCGCCGAGGGGCCCGCGACAGGAAGGCAGUCAGCACCGAGGACCCAUUGGUGGCCGGGUCGGUCGACGCCGAGGGGCUCCCGCCGGCCGAAUGGCCCACCGACGAGGACAUCAUUUGGCGAACUCGGGCCACCAGCCACCCGGGCGUCAGGCCAUCGGGAGAGGCCACCGCGGCCAGGGAGUUGGCCAAGGCCGCCGCCCACCACCGGUCCCCGGCGGCCGAGGGGCCCUCCUCGGCCAGAGCCAGGAAUGCCAGCAACAAAUCCAACCAGGCAUGGAGGUAGGGCGCGGCAGCGGUCCCGGCGGGGCUCGAUGCGGAGCUGCUCUCCGGUACCGGCGCCAAGAGCUCCAACAGAGCCAGGGCCGGCGGACGGUUGCCGGAGCCGGCGCCGGCGCCGGCGGUGGCCAGCGACCCGAGCAGCGAAUCCGCCGAUCGGGCAGCCAGCAACUCCGCCAGGGCGCCAAUCGAUCGCGAGGCUACAAACGACUGGGCAAGAUGCCGGUCCAGGGUGUCCCGAUCGAGUUGCUGAUUGCCCAGGCCAUCGGAAAAGAGGGUCCCAUUGCGGGAGAGAGACAGCAAUCGCGUGGACAAGAGCAGGGCAAACUCGGCAUCAUGGCCGCCGGGGCCGCCGGGGCCGCCGGGACCGGCUUCGAGCGGGUGGUCCAGCUUGGCCAGGCGCCGGGCCAGGACCGUGCCCCACUCCGGGCUGGUGGCCGCCACGGACAGGAUGUGCAACGGCGCCAGGUGCGUCAGAAUCCGACAGUACUCCUCGGAGAGGGCUUGGGCCACGGCCGACCCGGCGUCAGGCAGGGAAUUCAACGAGUCCCGGGCAAGCACGGCGGCGAUGCGCACGCUGGCGGUCGAGGCGCCGGCCGAUGCCAGGAUCAGUGCCGCCCGGGCCAAGUCCGAUCGCGACAGGCCCUGGAAAAGGUCGGCCAGUUGCCCGGGCAGGGAAUCCAAUCGAGCGCCGACAUCCAGCGCCGACAGGCCCAGCCCCGGGAGCAGACUCAGGGCCAGGCGUGACUGGAGCUCGGGCUCCAGGGCCCGGAACCAGGCGAGCAUCACCUGCACAUAGGAGUUGGUGGGCGGGAGGCCGCUGGGCCCGGCGACUGCCAGGAUGUCGGCCGUCACCUGGAGGACUGGCAGCGUGUCGGUCACCUGGCCGGUCAGGAAGAGGUCGCGGUCGAGGGCCGAAGCCCCGGGCCCGGGAGCCUGCUGGAGGAAGGUCUCGACAAAGGCCUGGGCAUUGGCCGUGCCUUGGCGGCCGGCCAUACCGGCCAACAGCCGGCCCACCUCGCUGAAGAGGUUGUCCUGGCCGGCAUUGGGAGCCGAGAGGGAGGCCUGCACGGCCCGGGCCAGGCGCACGGCCCGCGCAUCGGCCAAGUCCUCCGGGCUGCCCGGGGUCAAGGCCACAUGGGGCAGGAGAAUUUCCCGGAGCUGAUGGCUGGACGUGUGCCGGAGGAGCUCGCGCCAGGCAUCGCGCGCCGACAGGCCCAAGCCGGCCAAGAGCCGGCGCGUUGCCGCCACAUUCCGCGCGCAAAUAUGCGUGUAGAUGGUGCGCGCCAGCAGGGCUCGAAUGCGCCACAGGGGCAACGUGGGAAGGUCGGCUGCCAGCAGGGGAUCCAGUCGUGGGGUGGCACCGGUGCCCGGCACGGCCGGCGUGGCACCCGAAGAUUCCGGCCCCAGGGCCGGGAAGGCGUCGGCCACCGCCGCCGCGGAUGCAACAGGCGCCGGUGCGGGCAUCGCCGCCGAGGGGUCCUCGCCGGCGGCGGGCCCCUCCGAGUCGGCCGGGCGGGACUUCCGAGUACGCCGGGUCCGGCGCUUGUCCGGCACUGGCGCGGUCUCGUCGGCACCGGACGCCGGGUCAGCCGGACGCCGGCUGCGCCCGGCCUUGCGUCGAUCAGAGCCGGCGGGGGGCUCCGAGGGCCCGGCCUCGGUCGCAUCCACCGGCCGAGCGGUGCUGGAGCUACGCGAGCGGGGGGCCGCCCGAGGGGCACGCGUCUCGGGCCCGGGGCCGGACCCGGUCGACGCCGGGUCCGUCAAUCGCAACAGAUGGCCGCUGGCGGUUUGGUUCAGCAGGCUGCCAUUCCACCAGCGCGCCCCGAGCUCCGACCGGAGGAAGGCCAAUGCCAGGCUCAGGGCCCCGGUGGCCAGGCCGUGCUCCAGGGUCUGGAGCGUGGCAUCGGCCGAGGUGAGGGUCGGCUUGGAGAAGAGUUCCAGCCAGCCGGCCCAAAGCUGACGCCCGGCCGGGUCCAGCAGCCCGGUCGAGCACACCGCCACCGAGCCCACCGAGUCCGGCAAGUCGUCCAGCGGGAUGACCGGGCUGCAUUCCGGCAGGUCGGGCGAGGUGGCCGCGCGGAAGGGCGGCUGCAGGAUGAAGCGCCGGACUUCGGCCAAAGACCGGGACAGGGAAACAAUCUCCCGCAAGCUGGGCAGGGCCAGAUCCGAGGCAGGAGGACCAGGCGCGGUGGUAGUGGCGGACAUCGGGUCGGCCAGCAGAUGGCCGGCCGGGCCGGCCAGCAACGAGGCCAGGUCCCCCUGGGCGCUGUUGGCCAGAACCAGCAGCGAGCUCAAUGGCAGGAUGCUGCUCGUGCUGGUGGGCGAUCGCGCGAUGCCCUCCUGCAGGGUCUUGCCCAGGCCGACUGCAUGCGAGGCAAUGCGCCGAACAAUGCUGGAGAGGAUGCACCGGGCACAUUCGAAUGCAAAUUGCCGGGUGGCCGCAUCGCGGAAGGUUGCCUGCGGGGGACCCGGCCCGGGCUUGACCCCGGCCCCGGCCCCGGGCCCGGGCC